CGCAGAAACUUGUUGCAACAAACAGGCGACCGCGGGUGCCCCUAGCAGCCAGCGGCGGAGUGGGUGGGCGGGCGAGAGGGAGGGGAAGGCUGGCGGACGCCGCAGCGAACUGGUGGGCAGACCCGGAGUCGCCGCGUAAGCGGGGCCGGCUCAGUGCGGUGCGGCAGGCGCGGCUGUGCGGCAGCGGAAGUCCUUUGUUGCAGCGCAGUCCCUGGCAGAGCCAGAACCUCUCCGCGCAGCCCAGCCCAAGCGCUGCGCGCCGCCGCCACUGCAGCUCGCGGCCCCUUCACCUCCGCCCGCCUUUCCCGCGGCUGAUUUGCCUUAAACUCCCUAAAAUCUCCGCAGCUGUGCUUCCUGCUGCGGCCGGUCUCUGAUUAAUAGAAGAUGGCAAAGCCAAGCCACAGCAGCUACGUCCUUCAGCAGCUAAACAACCAAAGAGAAUGGGGUUUUCUCUGUGACUGUUGUAUUGCAAUUGAUGACAUUUACUUUCAAGCACACAAAGCAGUUCUAGCUGCCUGUAGCUCCUAUUUUAGGAUGUUUUUCAUGAACCAUCAGCAUAGUACUGCACAGCUGAAUCUCAGCAACAUGAAAAUUAGUGCCGAGUGCUUUGAUCUCAUUUUGCAAUUUAUGUAUUUAGGGAAAAUAAUGACAGCUCCCUCUAGUUUUGAGCAGUUUAAAGUGGCAAUGAACUACCUACAGCUGUACAAUGUUCCUGACUGCUUAGAAGACAUACAGGAUGCAGAUUGUUCUAGUUCAAAAUGUUCAUCUUCUGCCUCCAGCAAACAGAACAGCAAAAUGAUAUUUGGGGUGAGAAUGUAUGAAGACACUGCAACAAGAAAUGGCAAUGAAGCCAACAGGUGGUGUGCAGAGCCAAGUUCAACAGUAAAUACACCACAUAAUAGAGAGCCUGAUGAAGAGUCUUUACAAUUAGGUAAUUUUGCUGAACCACUAUUUGAUGUAUGUAAAAAAAACUCUGUGUCCAAGUUAUCUACUCCAAAAGAACGUGUGUCACGGCGCUUUGGCCGGAGCUUUACCUGCGACAGCUGUGGAUUUGGCUUUAGCUGUGAAAAAUUAUUAGACGAACAUGUGCUAACCUGUACUAACCGACAUUCAUACCAAAACACACGAUCUUACCACCGAAUAGUAGAUAUUAGAGAUGGAAAAGACAGUAACAUCAAAGCAGAAUUUGGUGAGAAGGAUUCUUCUAAAACAUUUCCUGCACAGACAGACAAGUACAGAGGAGACACAAGCCAGGCUGCUGCUGAUGAUUCGACAUCAACCACUGGAAGCAGGAAAAGCAGCACAGUGGAGUCUGAAAUGGCCAGUGAGGAAAAAAGUCGAGCUGCUGAGAGAAAAAGAAUCAUCAUCAAGAUGGAGCCAGAAGAUAUUCCUACGGAUGAACUGAAAGACUUUAACAUUAUUAAGGUUACGGAUAAAGACUGUAAUGAAUCCACUGACAAUGAUGAAUUAGAAGAUGAACCUGAAGAGCCAUUUUAUAGAUACUAUGUUGAAGAAGAUGUCAGUAUUAAAAAAAGUGGUAGGAAAACUCUCAAACCUCGGAUGUCAAUAAAUGCUGAUGAAAGAGGUGGUUUAGAAAACAUGCGGCCCCCUAACAAUAGCAGUCCGAUACAAGAGGACAGCGAAAAUGCGUCCUGUGAGCUGUGUGGCCUCACCAUAACUGAGGAGGACCUGUCAUCCCAUUACUUAGCCAAACACAUUGAAAAUAUCUGUGCAUGUGGUAAAUGUGGACAGAUACUAGUCAAGGGUAGACAACUUCAGGAACAUGCUCAGAGAUGUGGAGAACCCCAAGAUCUGACGAUGAAUGGGUUAGGAAACACUGAGGAGAAAAUGGACAUGGAAGAGAAUCCCGAUGAGCAGUCGGAAAUAAGAGAUAUGUUUGUAGAAAUGUUGGAUGACUUUAGGGACAAUCAUUUCCAGAUAAACAGUAUCCAAAAAAAGCAGCUGUUCAAACAUUCUGCCUGUCCCUUUCGAUGUCCUAAUUGUGGCCAGCGUUUUGAGACUGAAAAUCUAGUGGUUGAACAUAUGUCCACCUGCCUAGACCAAGAUGUGUUUAAGAGUGCCAUCAUGGAGGAAAAUGAGAGAGAUCACAGACGAAAGCAUUUUUGUAAUCUCUGUGGAAAAGGAUUUUAUCAGCGGUGUCACCUAAGAGAACACUAUACUGUUCAUACUAAGGAAAAACAGUUUGUCUGUCAGACAUGUGGGAAGCAGUUUUUAAGAGAACGUCAGUUGCGACUGCACAAUGAUAUGCACAAAGGCAUGGCCAGGUAUGUCUGUUCCAUUUGUGAUCAAGGAAACUUCAGAAAACAUGAUCAUGUACGGCAUAUGAUUUCUCAUUUAUCUGCUGGUGAGACUAUAUGCCAGGUCUGCUUUCAGAUAUUCCCAAAUAAUGAACAGUUGGAGCAGCACAUGGAUGUUCAUCUGUAUACAUGUGGAAUAUGUGGAGCAAAGUUUAAUUUGAGGAAAGAUAUGAGAUCACAUUAUAAUGCCAAGCAUUUGAAAAGACCAUAAGUGAUUUUGUGAUUUUUCUACUGUACUAAUGGUUAGUUGAUAGCAGACAGAACACCAAAGCAAAGGAUAUGAGCUAUUUAGAAAUUGAUUUUAUAAUAUAAAUCAUUGGGAAAAAAAUAUCAAGGCCCUUUUCCUUUAAUAUUUUCAUUUAGGAUCUUAAGUAUCUACAUUUUAGGAGUUAUGAAAUGUUUAUUUUUGUUUCUUAAUAGAAUUCUUUGUUUUUAGUUUGUCUUAGCUAUGAUUAAAAUUACUUUUAAAUGUAGACUACAAGUGGUUUUUUACCCCUUCAGUGACUUUUAAACUUUAGUUUUUUUAUUAAUAAGGUGAUGACUUCACUAUUUCUUUUUUUUAAAGUUAUCUUCUGAAAUUUUAAACCCAAUAUUAGUGGGCAUUCCUGUUUAAAUUAAAAGAAAUUUUUAAAAUAGUUAUUUGAUAUUAUCUCAUUCACUUUUAAUUGUUUUUUCCAGUUCAACAGUGAUUUGGCCACUUUUUAUUCCUCUUAUUAUCAAUGAAAUUCAGAUUCUUAAAUUGAUAGGCCUACUAGGCAGGUUAGGUGCAUUGAAUCUAACCUUGAAGACUGACAUGGGCCCAAACUUGGCCUAAAAAGAUUGAUGGACCUGAGGAAAUUUCUAUAAAUAAAUAUUUCCUAUAAUUGAUAAAAUAUUAUCAUUUAAUAAUCACAUUUAAAACUUAUAUUAAGUGUAAAACCCAAUGACUUUACCUCACUUGAGAAACUAGUGAGGAUAAGCCAUUUUGUUUUGUGAUAUUAAAUUUAACUAUGAUAGUUAAUUAAAAAGACAUAUCUUGUAUUCAUUUAAAAUAUUUUAAUUUAAAAUAUUCUGAUUUCUAAAGUGUGUUAGUUUAUCAAUUAUUCUUGUUUAUAAACAGACUUUAAUAUCUCUAGAAAUAUGACAUCUAAAGGGAAAUGAUUUUUUCAUCUUUAAAAUUACAUACUUUUGGAACCUACUUUGAGAUUUGAGAAAGUUGCCAUGUAUACUGAUAAAUCUAAUAAAAUAAAGAAAUCAAUUAUAAAUCUGGUGGUUCUAUAAAAGUAGAGUGCGCAAAAAAGUUUCUUGUGUUUUAUACUUUCUAAAAUUUGGGGAAAAAAUGUUGUAGCAAAUUAGUUUAUCAUGCCUUUUUUUUUCCUUCCUGUAAAGGACUAUAAAAUUUGAGGAAUAUAAAAUAACCACAGAGAAUAUAAAUGGAAUCAGCUUAUCAUUUUUUAGUUAAAGUAGUGUUACUGUUAAUUGUUGCUAACACAAGGGUCUAUAAGAAUUACAUGUGAAUUAAAACACUGGCAAAAUUUCUGGCCCACCAUUAAGCACAUCUAUUGAAUA
Orycteropus afer afer is the source of this 3866-nucleotide messenger RNA. The record is from RefSeq and is a predicted model, not a curated record. NCBI's taxonomy places the organism in Eukaryota, Metazoa, Chordata, Mammalia, Tubulidentata, Orycteropodidae.